AUGGAGGAGCCUUUCACAGAGGGAGAUUUCUAUGCUGAGAAUUUUCUUCCCAAAGAUUAUCUGGAAACAUAUUAUAACGUCAACUUUGAUGAUGAUGAUGAUGGUGGACUGAAGAAGAUUCUCACUUUAUUCCUGAAAGGGGCCCACAGGGCGUUCACCAUAGAUGGCAUCAAGGGAGACACCCUGAUCGACAUUGGCACCGGCCCAACCAUUCACCAGUUCCUCUCCGCCUGUGAGUCCUUCCGGGAGAUCAUAGCCACCGAUUACACUGACCAGAACCGGGAGGAGGUGCAGCGAUGGCUGAAGAAGGAGCCGGGGGCUUUUGACUGGACUCCCAUCGUGAAAUAUGUCUGUGAACUGGAGGGAGAUAGUGCUUCAGAAGGACCUUCAGGGUUAUCUCCUCAUCAAUGGUCCAUGUCUUCUUUGGGCCUCCCCUUCUCAAGCUCUCUCUACUGGCGGGACCUGUAUCUCAGUAGGGUCCUCAGACCAGUGUUCCUUGUGCUGUCUGGGGAAUUCUGGGAGUUGAAAGCCAUACAUCUUAAUUGUGCCAAAGUGGAGGAAUACUGUCCUUGA
Pantherophis guttatus is the source of this 573-nucleotide messenger RNA. The record is from RefSeq and is a predicted model, not a curated record. Lineage: Eukaryota; Metazoa; Chordata; Lepidosauria; Squamata; Colubridae.